CCGAAAAUCGUAGCGUUGUGCAUCUCCCUAUUUAUCUCUGCCUAGGACAUGUCAGAAGAAGCUCUGAAGAAUUUGAAGAACUGUCAUGAAAUUAUGAUUAUUACGAAUUGAAGUGGAGAGAAGUUUAAGGUGUUUACGAAAAUCGUGUCCGCAUUUUUUUUUGGUAAUGUUUAUAAUUAAAAAGUGUUAUAAACAAUCACUGUCUGAGUAAUGCAGAUUACUGGAUAGUAACAACUCCGACGUAGAGAAGAAUUAGUUCGAUAAACGUGAAGUUAAUGUUAAAAAAGAACAUGAGUCGUUCUCUUUAUAUUUUUGCUUUUGGUACUUUACUUAGUGUCUCGUAUACCUCAGGCGUUGGUUCUGCCCCAGCAACAAAGUUCAUCAUCGAUGAAUUUAGAAAUGGCAUCUGUCCUUCUUCGUUGCGUUUGUACAACUCAAGCUAUAUGAGCAACUGUGCAAAGAUAGUGUACCCUUCUGAACUAUCACAUAUUUCUGAAAACAAUUCCAAUACAUUUCUGUGCUUAGGGCUUUAUGACAUAAGUUACAGAAUUUGUUAUUUUGAGAGCAGGAACCCCAAUUUUACUGUCUUACCCAAUGAUCAUGAUUUGGAUUUGCAAAUGAAGAAACUGGUUCAGUCGAGUAAUAAUCCUUCCCAAUUCUGUGAACAACAGGAAUCUUGGAAGUAUUCACCACUAUAUAAUAAAACACAGCAAGCAGUGUCUAUGUUGACUAUUGCAUUUAAGGAUAGUUUUCAGUGUGAGAGAAUAUGCUUUGAUUUUACCAAAAAAUUUAAUCUGUUAUGCGCCAUUUGGGUUUGGGCUACGCAAUUGCCAGAAAUAUCAACUUUCGAUCAACAGAACAGUAUGCUGUACAAUAAUUUAAAUCUUGCAUCAUCGAUUAAGAACAAAAGUAAUAAAAAUGAUCAGACGUCACAUGACAUGAGUUCGGCUGCAGUGAGCAGUUCUAUAUCAAAAUCAGAAGUCAUAAAAAAUGGGAAAAAUAAACAAAAUAAAAAACUACCCUCUGGUAAAGAAAAUGAUUCUGAGACUUUAGUUAAUGAUUACGAAUCGAAGAUUCCAUCAAAAGAUAAUGGUAGGGUACAAGCUUCUACAACCUCAUUAUCAGGUGCUGUACAAAAUCAUCAAGAUAGUGAGAUAGAAAUUAAAUCAUCAAAUGUGGAUAAAAUACAUGAAAACUCAAAUACAAAAUCUGAGUCUCCAAAAGAUAAUACUAACAAAAAAUUUGAGGGGCUGGAAAAAUCAGCUGGCUCUACUACCGAUGGAAAGAAUGUAUUUUCAUCACAGAAAAUGGAGUCUACUGGGGCUAGUAUCAAUCAAUCUGUUACUCUUUUGCAAAAUACAGAUGAUCCAAAGAAUUUUCAUUCAGAAGAUUUAAGUGAAGAUCAUGCUUAUGGUAUGUCAUGCACCACUGAAGAUGGUGUUGGUGUGGUGCAAGAUCCGAGCACUUCUGGUCCCAGUCUCCCUAAACCAUCUAAAAUAAAGGACACACUUUUCCUUAAUCCCAGCAUAAGAACCGAAGAUGAUUCUCAUUUUUUUACAUACUUUGUGGUGAUAACUUUUUUAUGUAUUGGUGGAUAUGUGGGUUAUCAUAACAAGCAAAAGAUUUUGGCUUUUGUCCUUGAAGGACGUCGAUCUCGCGGUAGCCGUGGAAGACGAAGACCAAACACUGCAAGUUAUCGAAAAUUGGAUUGUACACUGGAAGAAGCUGUUAACUCGCAAUGCAAUUCUAAUGUCACUCAUGUCAUAUAUUGAUGUGAUACAUUGAUGACCUGUAAAGCAUCAUCUAUCAGAGUUACUGUAUUAUAGUGCUGCAGAUUUAAAGCAUUUCAUAUUUAAAUGCAAUACUUUUUCACACAAUGAAGUUUCGAAUUCUUCAUUAAUUUCCUCGAGUCCGGAUGGCAAAAAUAAUUUGUUUUUUCGCACAAAAUUGUCUUAGCAGACAUCAUGCAUAAUAACUUCUUAUAUAAGCAGUUGUAUAUCAAUGCUUUUUGGCAGUAUCGGCAUUAUACACAAAUUAGAUUGUUCGCCUCCUUUCGGUAAACAAAAUUCCAUCGUGGAGCUGUGAUGAAAUACUUAUCGUUGAAUGUAUAUUUGUGAAUUAAAAAAUUACAUUGAUUUAAUUGUGCUUAGGGUCAUCAUUAUCUUGGUUUUUUACAGAACAUAGAUCGACGACUAUCUUUCAUUCUAUACUUCAAUCAGAUUACCAAACGACCUUGAUAUAACAUUAAUCAGGUCUCUCUAAUUUUGGCUGUAUGGCACAGAAGUAAUAUUAAGUUUCAUAUCGUAUAAUAAUGUGUAUAAAUGUUAACUGAUGCAACAGCAGCAUUGCGGUUAUACUGUAGCACGUAGUUCGUCGAUUAUCAAUAACACUUUAAGAGAAAGAUAAUGUGUGUAAAUUAUUUGAUAACUUUUAUGCUAAUAAAGUCUAAGUAAAAAUUUA
Cephus cinctus (wheat stem sawfly) is the source of this 2460-nucleotide messenger RNA. Its product is annotated as trans-Golgi network integral membrane protein 2. Lineage: Eukaryota; Metazoa; Arthropoda; Insecta; Hymenoptera; Cephidae. The coding region runs from base 276 to 1772 and encodes 498 amino acids. The transcript has 4 exons. The record is from RefSeq and is a predicted model, not a curated record.